This is a messenger RNA of Fusarium vanettenii 77-13-4, 1609 nucleotides long. RefSeq lists its product as uncharacterized. NCBI's taxonomy places the organism in Eukaryota, Fungi, Ascomycota, Sordariomycetes, Hypocreales, Nectriaceae. The record is from RefSeq and is a predicted model, not a curated record. Gene Ontology annotation, cellular component: cytoplasm. Gene Ontology annotation, molecular function: oxidoreductase activity. The transcript is spliced from 3 exons. The coding region runs from base 1 to 1488 and encodes 495 amino acids.
AUGUCCCAGUCAGACUUCAUCCAGGACGCUGUCAAGCUCAUCACUGCUCGUCCGGGUCUACCAAGUCUAAACCCCACUCAAGCGGCAUGGCAAGAACCCCCUCAUCCAACUGUCUCCAAUGCGCAGUCUCCCGAGUUGCCAAGCGAAACUGACGUGGCCAUUAUCGGCUCUGGUAUCACGGGUACUGCCGUUGCACACUACCUACUGAACCAUGGCCGGAAUCUCCGGGUGACGAUACUGGAAGCUCGCACAGCCGUAAGUGGAGCAACCGGAAGAAAUGGUGGACACCUCGUCUCAGAUAGCGACUCCUUGUUCCCGAGUCUUGUUAAGGAGGUUGGCAUCGAUCAAGCCGUUGAAACCGUCCGCUUCAGUGAAGCGAAUAUUCGUCGCCUCAAAGAUCUCACAGCUCUACUCAGCCCUGAAGAACGCGAAGCUGUCGAAUUCCGCAACGUGAUAUCGACAACUGGCCUUGAGGAUCAAGAGUCCUUCGAGGAAGCCGUUGAUGGAUUAAAGCAACUUCUCAAGGCUGUCCCAGAUAGCGACAUCAAGUACAAACUCUGCAACAAAGAAGAUGCGAGCAAGGGCUUUGGCUUUGAAAAUGUUGCAGGUGUCGUGGAGCAACAUGGCGUUGCGGCGCUGUGGCCAUAUAGACUGAUUACGGCAGUCCUAGCAUCGUUGAAGAAAGAUUUCCCCUCCCGUUUCAACCUCGAAACAGAGACACCGGUUGUCUCGGUCAACCACGAGGAUGACACAUCUCAGAUAUUCCCUUACACUCUCAAUACGUAUCGAGGGGUUUUGCGCACGAAAUAUGUGGUCCAUUGCACGAACGGAUACUCGGGCCACCUAAUACCCAAUCUCGUCGGGAAACUAUAUCCUCUCCGGGGAACAAUGUCAACACAGAAGAUGGGGCCUUCUUUUCCUCAUGUCGGUGACAGGAUGUCGUGGUCUCACAUAUCCAAAGGGACGUACGACGGUGAGACAGGUCACAUCCAACUUGGGCUUUACUACGCUCAACAGAACGCCAAGACAGGAGUUAUGUUCCUCGGCGGCGAGUCCCAGAGUUUAAGUGGCCUGCUAACGAGUGAUGACUCGUUUGUUGGUGAUGAUGCACGCGAUACUCUAACCUCAGCAGCACCACAUAUCUGGAAGGAUGCUGCACCUGCGAAGCCGCUGAAAGUAUGGUCUGGAAUCAUGGGCUUUACUGCAGACGGCAUGCCACUUGUGGGCCGCCUUCCAGCGGGCCUCACUGGCCGGCCAGGUAGCGGUGAGUGGAUCGCAGCUGGCUUCAAUGGACAUGGGAUGGAUAAAUGCUGGCUCAGCGGAGAGGCCUUGGCUAGGAUGGUGGUUGGAGAGGAAAUUGUUCCUGGCUUUCCUAGAGCGUAUCUACUGACUGCCCAGAGGAUUAAAUCGUGGACUCCCGAAAAGGCGGCGGAGACACUGAUGGACCAUAUCAUGCUGGGUGGCACAGCUCCUACUAACCAGAUGUAAUGGGGGAAAAGCCCAACACAUGUAUUUAUGGUCGCUGAGGCACUACUGUGGACCGAAGUUCCCAACCAUCGCAAGGAAGUAACCUUGAUCAUCUAUCAAGUCUAUCAAACUUAUACUACAG